Molecule: messenger RNA, 3808 nt
Organism: Triplophysa rosa
Lineage: Eukaryota; Metazoa; Chordata; Actinopteri; Cypriniformes; Nemacheilidae
Product: protein sprouty homolog 2
Exons: 2
Coding region: 610-1461 (283 amino acids)
Biological process (GO): negative regulation of Ras protein signal transduction; negative regulation of fibroblast growth factor receptor signaling pathway; multicellular organism development
Cellular component (GO): cytosol; membrane
Source: RefSeq, a predicted model, not a curated record
AUGAUCGCACGAGCAGGAAGCUCUGACCAUACACAGAUAGAGAGAGAGAGAGAGACAGACAGUCCAAGAGAGAGACGAUCCAGCACUCACACUUUCAGCUCAAUACAGAGAGAAGACAAACUUACAGGGCCGCUUCUGCGCUCUCUUCACACUGUUAUACUUCUGAAAGCCGACUCUUCUGAAAGUCGCUCGCGUUGCCCUCCGGGGACAUUUUUUUUUCUUUUUCAAAUAAAUUGGGAUAUUUCGUGUGACAUGUUGCCCUCGUUUCCACGAGAACCGCGGCUUUCCUCCCAGCGCUCUUUGAACGUGCAGUGCUCUGGCUGUUCCCUCAUAAAGGCUGUUGGUGUUCUUCAGAGGUAAUGACUGCGCGCUGAGGAACCAGGAUUGCUUGCACGUGUGGGACACUCUUGUGAAGAAGCAUUAGCAGGCGGAAGAGAGAAAACUGUUAAAGAAAACAUAAAAGGAACGAAAGGGAAACAAGAAACAGACAAAUAAAUAAAAAAACACUGGCGCAAAAUGGAUCUGCCUCCGUUUAGGGGUUUAUCCGAUGUACCCUGAUAUUGGUCAGCCUUGCAGAACUGCCACUACCCUGGUGGCCCCGACGGAAAAAUGGAUCCAGUGACAUCUUUUCGGUUGGACCCUGAAGGUCUGGAUCUUCAGCAGGUCCCUGUGUUGUCCAUUGACCAGAUCCGUGCUAUAAGGGCUAGCAAUGACUAUGUAGAGCGCCUGGUGGCACUAGAGCCUUCCACUCAAGUCGGCGUUUUCUAUGCACACGACGAGCGACAUCCUCCGAUGUCUCGCAGUCAAAGUCAACAUCAACAUUCCCACCUGGCCCACCUGAGUCGCUCCAGCACUGUCAGCUCAAUGUCCCGUGGCAGCGCUACUUCGGAUCAAAGACUUCUUACAGGACUAACGUCAUCUCAUUCCGGUCUAGCAUCCGUGGUGAGGUCUCAGCCCAAAGGUGACUUGAAACCGGACUCGCUAGGCAAAGGACUGGCUGACGGUGAGGACUUAGGCAUGCACCUCUUCAUCUGUGAACGCUGUGGCCAUUGCAAAUGCCAAGAGUGCUGUGCACCUCGUAGUUUGCCCUCGUGCUGGACCUGUGGACAGUGCUGCUUGUGCUCAGCUGAAAACGUCUUGGAGUACGGCACUUGCCUGUGCUGUGUGAAGGGUCUCUUCUACCACUGCUCGGCGGACAAGGAGGACAACUGUGCCGACCGCCCGUGCUCCUGCGCACCGGCUCACGCCUGCUCACGCUGGAGCGCUAUGGCCUUUUUGGCUCUUUGCCUGCCAUGCCUGUGCUGCUACCCACCUGCCAAGCUGUGCCUCACCCUAUGCCAGCGUGGCUACGACCGCGCCACCCGUCCCGGCUGCCGCUGCAGCAACACCAACACUGUGUGCCGCAAGAUCUCCGCCACCAACCCUGCGCCAUUUCGCAAAACCCUGGAGAAGCCUGUAUGACAGCCCAUCUAGUAUCUCUCCUGUGAGGAGACAGCUGUGGAAUUCUGCUAAAAUGACCUUCUCGAAACCAGUCAGGCCUCCCUGCAUCGUGCCCAUCAUCAUGUAUCCGCCUUGCCCUUUUUUAGUCAUUCUUCGUCUAUUUAUUUAUUUAUUAGACUUUCCUGGAUAGGGUUGGGUAAUGCAGACCAUAUGUAACAGAUACAGGGAGUAAGCUAUCAGAAAAAAUGCAGAGCUUGUACUGGAUAAAAAGGAUCACGUACCUUUGCGCGUGUCUUCUUCAGCCUUAUGGACAAACUGCAAGCAAGCUGGCUCACUACAUGGAUACAGGGCGUUGGUUACGUAGAAAAAAGAGCCUAACCAAAAAUUCUGACUCGUGUAUGUCAAUUCUAUUUGACGCCAAAAACGGGACCAUUUCAAAUCAGAAUAUUAAGCUCACCUAUGAGGGAUGUGUUUCAAGAGAGGCAUAAAGAGAGACACUGUGUGUGUGUGUGUGUGUGUGUGCGUGUGUGUGUGUGUGUGUGUGUGCGUGUGUGUGCGUGUGUGUGCGUGUGUGUGCGUGAGUGAGUGCGUGUAAGGAAAGAAGGUGGAAAAAAUGUGUGUACGUAUGUGCAUGUAUGUGCAGUCUCAGGCCGGCAUCUGUUGUCAGCAGAAGCCUCUCUUUUUAUUUUUAGAGGAACUACUCUAAAAGAUAAAGUGUCUGGUCAGGUUUCCAGCCCGGGGCAGCCUGACGCCAACCUCUCCCAGCCACUCUCUUACAUCCUUACCUCUCCUUUUCUCCGCUGCCCAUUGUGCUUACCAGCUGCAGAACGACGGCGAUAGGAUCCUUGACCUUUUCUGCGUCUAACCACGCUGUGGGACCAAACGUCAUGUGACUGUCUGUCCACCUCGACGGUGCUCUCAGGAUGGGAAACAAGCCAUUAUUUCAGAACAGUUUGGCCAGGAUCACGUCAAUGCAAAAGAUGCUUUAGGUCAACAUAAGACCCAGUCCUGAGCAGCAAAGUGAAGCCAUUGUGGUUCCCUUUUUCUGCCGUACGUGGACCGCGAGCAUCUCUGAGGACAUUGGCCUUUUCCGGCCCUGAAUGCUCCACAGGAAGUGAGGUUAUUGUGUCAUCGAACGGGAAGGAUUGUAUUGAGACAAGGGCUUAAACACCUGAUCAGAUGGAGGCAGAGUACCACACUUGCGAACAAGGCAAAACAGAUGCACUGACAACCAAAACCGGAAUGCAUGAUGAAUGAAAUCUGUUACAAGUGUGUGUGUUCUUCCCCACUAAUGCACAUCCUUGUGAGUUCCUUUGCUAUAUUUUUGUAUGUACAUAGAAUUGUUAUUGUAUUUGUAUUUUUAUUCCAUUUGUUUUAAUCUGGUUAUUAUUACCGUUAUUUUAUAUUACUGUUGGACAUUAACCUUGUCAGAGGCCUGGCUAAUACUUAAGACUAACCAUAAAGCUGAUUUUGUAUUGUGGAGGAGAGGUUCCUUCGGGGUAACACUUGUUUUGCGUUGCAGAAUUGUAAAUACCCUUCAAAAUUUCAGUAAUUGGGUUCCUUUGGUUGCUUUCUAUACCCCUGGUCACGAAUUGCAGUUGCUCUGAGCAAAAACAAUUCAUUACAAAAAUCAAAAUCUGUGGCAAGCUUUAAAAGUUAGCGCCGAUAGCAACGCACAGUGUAAAAUAGUGAGACGGUUCCUCUCCUCCACAGUCGCAUCUCAAGAGAACGGCUUCUCUAUAGAGGGGUCGUGAUGUGGCUAUGGGUUUCAAUGAGUAGGUACAUGCAAUUUACAGGAAUGCCUAACUGGUGCUGUCCGCAGUCUGCGUUAACCACUAAAAAUUCACCAUGUUGUAUUAGUAAGUAUUGCUUUGGUACAGUUGGCAUCUUGUAAAUUGUAAGAGAAUUAAAGAAGAAUAUAUAUAUAUAUAUAUAUAUAUACAUAUAAAUAUAUAUAAAUCUAUACAAAUGAAUAUAUUAUAUAUAUAUAUAAAAUAUAUUAUACAUUUUACACUUUUUUGUUGCUGAUAUUAUCGUAAAGCCACAGAUAUUUAUUUAAAUGGUUGCAAGAAAAGCUAUGUAUUUAUUUCGGGGUGAAUGAUGGAAGGAAUUCAAUGAAAAGACCCAUGUGAUGAUUUCAGCUUUUUUUCAGAGUGAAAUGGUGGGUGUGGCCGUAGGGCCGUUGAUAAUAAAUAAAAAAGUUUUCAAAUAGUCUGCUUGUUCAAGACUUCUUUACAUCCGUGAGAAUUGUAAUAAUAAGAAUUGUAACCCAGACUCUCGAAUGUUUGACGUAACGUUUGCUUUACUUUAUAGCUUUGCUGAACUAUGCCAGCCUUUAAAGGCACCUUUGAUAUCCACAGCUGCAAAU